Messenger RNA from Peromyscus californicus insignis, 4376 nucleotides. It is a transcript of the gene Spice1, whose product is annotated as spindle and centriole associated protein 1. The transcript has 19 exons. Lineage: Eukaryota; Metazoa; Chordata; Mammalia; Rodentia; Cricetidae. Gene Ontology annotation, biological process: mitotic spindle assembly; metaphase chromosome alignment; regulation of centriole replication. Gene Ontology annotation, cellular component: spindle; centriole; centrosome. Bases 746 to 3331 code for a protein of 861 amino acids. The record is from RefSeq and is a predicted model, not a curated record.
AUCAGUUAAUGGGCAUUUUGAGAUGUUUCCACUUCUUUCUACUAAAUAUAAUAUUGUUAUGGACAUUUACUUACAAAGUUUUUCUGUAGACUAAUGUUCUUAAUCUCUUGAGUGUUUAUGUAGGAGAAUUGCUAGGUCAUGUGGUAAUGGUGUUUAAUUUUUUGAGUAACUUCUCACUGGUCUUCCAGAGUGCCUAUAUAAAUUACAUUCUGAUCAACAAGUACAUGAAGAUUUCAGUUUCUCCAUAGUCUUGUCAAUACUGGUCUGUUCCUUUUUAUUUUUUUAAAAUCACCCUAGAGUGAUUUUUGAGUUGUAUUUCAUUCAAGGUCUCUCGUAUUUUAUGUGUGUGAAUGUCUUGCCUGCAUGUCUGUAUGUGCACCAUGUGCUGCCUGGUGCCUUUGGAGGUUAGGAGAUAGCGUUAGAUGCCCUGGAACUAGAAUUAAAAGUGGUUGUGAGCCGUCAUGUAGGUGGUGGGAAUUGAACUACUAUUCUCUGGAAGAGUGACAAGGAUUCUUAACCACUGACCCAUCUCACCAGCCUCUCUCUGGAUGAUCUUCUUACGUGCUUCUUGACCAUCUGCAGUAUCUAAUAGAUGUCUGUUCAAGACUGUGCUCAUUUUUAAACUGGAUUGUUUGAAUAGUCCAGUUUUGAAGUUUCUUUAUAUAGUCUAGAUACAAGUUGUUAUUGCCAUCACCAUCAUAAAACUUAAUUGUUGGUGACAGAUGGUGCUGAGAAGAUUGUGUUUAUGUCACUGAUCAGAGUGAAUCGCUUUGGUCCCCGGGGAGGUGGAAGAAAAACUCUGAAAGUGAAGAAGAAAGCCACAGUGAGACAAGAAUGGGAUAAUACUGUGAAUGAUCUAACAGUUCACCGGGCAACUCCUGAAGAUCUGGUACGCCGUCAUGAGAUACACAAGUCAAAGAACAGAGCAUUGGUGCACUGGGAACUUCAAGAAAAAGCUUUGAAGAGAAAAUGGAAGAAGCAGAAACCAGAAACUUCCAGUCUUGAAAAAAGAAGAUUAUCUAUCAUGAAGGAGAUUCUUUCUGAUCAGUACCAGAUGCAGGAUGUGCUGGAGAAGUCUGAUAAUUUGAUGGCUGCAGCCAAAGGUCUGUUUGCUGAUGUUCCUCGUAGGCGUACAGGGUUUCCAAAUGUAACCAUGGCUCCAGAUUCCUCUCAGAGUCCCAUUGGAGUAAAUCAAGACCCUGGCACCCAGUCUGCCCUUAAUGAAUCUCUCAUAGAACCUCAGGCUCUUAAUGAAGUAGAUGGUGAAGGAGAAGAGAGCACUGUUCACAGCCAGUCAGAAGACAGCGAGAGUGAACUGCCCACCUCCCUCAGCUCACAGUCUAACAGGAACACAGAGAGGUUUCUUCACCAACUAAAGGAAGAGAAUUCUGAAUUAAUCAAUCAAUUGUGGACUGAUAUUCAGCAGAAACUAGCUACCCAGUCACAGGGGACCCCUCCAGGAACCCCGUCCCUGGUGCUCUCAGCGGAGGAACAGAAAGAUGCUCUGAAUGCGACCGAUGCCAUCAAGAGACUCCAGGCUGGGCUUCAGCCCGAGGAGUCCGCUGAGACUGCAGACUCCAGCUAUGUGGUAGGACAAGUGCUGAACUCAAGGAAGCAGAAGCAGCAGCCAAGUAAAGCGAAAAGAAAACCAGAUAUCCGUGCUCCUUCUAAGCAGAAGAAAAACAUGUUAUCCUCCAGCACAACCUCCACAGACUUACCAAGUAGCAACAACUCGAGCUUGGAUAUCCUGAAACACAUGAUCCAUGAAGUGGAACAUGAAAUGGAAGAGUAUGAGCGGUGGACGGGGCGUGAGGUCAAGGGGCUGCAGGGUGGCCAGGGACUCACAGGCUUCACUCUGUCACUGGUGAGCUCCCUCUGCCGCCUGGUGCGGUACCUUAAAGAGAGUGAGAUUCAACUGCGGAAAGAAGUAGAGACAAGGCAGCAUCUGGAACAGAUGUUAGGUGAUCACCGAGAGCUCAUCGAUGCUCUGACCGCAGAAAUUCUUCUCCUUAGAGAAGAAAAUAGUACCACACAGGCGAGACUUCAGCAGUACAUGGUCUCUACAGACGAGCAGCUUAUAUCGCUCACACAUACCAUUAAGAACUGUCCUGUGAUAAGUAACUCCAGACAAGAAAGUCAAGCAUCAGAAAGGGCAACUCUGGGUAGAAGACUUAUGGAUAAUGUAGAGGGUCCUGUUGUAAGCAGUAAUGUCUCCAUGCCAUUGAUGUUCAGAGGGGAAGAAGCCGUUGAGUUCCCACAGGAGGAGUUGCCUGUUAAACUCUCUCAGGGCCCGACCCCCACAGAGAACUUGAAUCUGGCCAGUAAUUUCCCAGAACAUAUUUUCGAGCCAGCUGUGAUGUUAACACCACCCAGGCAGAAGAGCAACUCGGAGUUCUCUCCUCUGCAGGAUGUAUUGAGGAGAACGGUCCAGACCCGCCCUGCUCCACGAAUCCCCCCCACUGUGGAAGUCAUAGAGAAAGGACAGACCUGGGAAAAGAAGACCUUGCCUGUUGAUCCAGACAUUCAGAACUCAAGUGAGGAAAAUCGCCUCUUCACUCAGAGGUGGAGAGUUUCUCACAUGGGGGAAGAUCUAGAGAACAAAACUCAGGCACCGUUUGUUAACCUGUCCCAGCCCCCUUGCAGUUCCCUUCCCACCACUCAGCAGUCGAGAAGUCCUGUGUUCUCAGAAGAGCCCCCAGUGCUCGGAGAUGGGCAGCAGCUUAGAACAAACGAGGCACUGGCCCAGAGGAAGGACAUAAUGGCACGGAUUGCUGAGUUGACACUGCAGAAUUCGGCCAUCAAGGCACACCUGAGUAAUAUUACCCAGUCGGUGUCGGUGGGAGAGCAAGGGGAUGGACUUCGGGAGCCAAGCAAACAGGGAAGUGCCGGUGACCUGCCUGCUAAUUUCCCAGUAGUUCAAUCUCUAGUGCCAAGUAGCAUGGAGGAACGGAUUGCGGAGUUGAACCGGCAGAGCAUGGAGGCUCGCAGCAAACUGCUCCAGCUCAUAGAGCAGCAGAAGCUCGUUGGUUUGAACCUUUCCUCUUCGCCCGUGUCACCUGUUCAGUCGCCUCUCAGAGCCUGGGCCGAGGAAGGAAAGCGAACCAUAGAGGUGUCUGUUCCAGGAGUGGAGGCUCCAGAGAGUUCGAAAUGCAACGCCGUGUCUCCUGUCAGUGUGAUCAGUUCUAGAAGAUCUUCAGGGGCUACUAGUAAUUCUUGUUCUCCGCUAAAUGCCACCUCAGGAAGUGGGCGAUUCACACCUGUUAAUCCAAGAACAAAGACCGAAAAGCACCAUGAAGAAGGCUGGUUCGCGCUCUCUGCCCACAUGUCCUAGAGAGGAUGAAUUGGAGCGUGCCCUCAGUGACUCAUCCCUCCUUCCCUUUCCCCUACGUGGAUCCUCCUUUCAAGUUGUGACAUUUUCUUUAGAUAAAACCUGCAGAGAUAUCCUGUAUUAAUGGAAACAAGGAAAAGAACAAUUAUUUUUAAUAUUUUACCUUUUCAAAUAGGUUUUUCACAAAGCAUCUAACCUAUGAAUUUCCUGUGAAUAAAACUUUGACUGUAAGAAAAUUUAAGUUUUAUAUUUGAUUGACCUUGUUAAACUUUUUAGUAAUACAUUGUUACCCUUGUCAUUGCUGUUGAAGGUUUUGUUUUUGUUAUUGUUUAGUACAUCAUAAAUGUGGAUCAUCUUCCCAGAAGAACUACAUUGCUUUAUGUAUAACUUAUAAUAAAUUUUUUCUGGCUUUCAGAAAAAUGUGAUAAUUUCUUUUCUACUAUCCAUCAUUCCAAAUUGAAUGUACAACUUUAAAAAAAACAAAAGGCUGAGGCUGUGGGGUAUACCUAUAAUCCCAACAUUCAGAAACUUGGGGCAGGAGGCUCUCUAGAAUACAAUGUGUCCCAUGCCAGCCUGAGCUAUGUAGAGAACCCUGUUUCAACAAAAGAACAGGAGGUGGGCAUAUGAAUGUUUGUUUAUUUUUCCUAAGUAACAGUGGCUAUGUGUUUAAUGAUACUGACCAUAAUGUUCAAAUAUCUAAGUGCAGUACAUUGAUUUAAUGAUAAUGUUAGGAAAAGAAAUAUAAAAACUGUUAGCAGUUUUCCUUGCCCUAAAUCACCCAAAAUGGAUUUUCUCUCAUGAACUGACUGGUUCUCGGUGUUGGCUUCUAUUUCUGGUUUAUUUCAGUGAUGUCUGCCAUGCUGUGAUGGGAAUUUCCAACUUCAGUGAGUUGGGAGGGGGAGAGCAUCACACUGAGGCUACCCUGAGUCCCCAGACUCCCCGUUCCUCCCUCUGCAGUUGAGAACCAUGUUCUAGGAAUCUCCCUGUGCACCUCUACCCGGGCUUUUCAGUUGCAGCCAAAAGUAAAAUUAUUUUCUUCUAGCACUGA